Messenger RNA from Funneliformis caledonium, 1650 nucleotides. The record is from the annotation of a GenBank genome assembly. NCBI's taxonomy places the organism in Eukaryota, Fungi, Glomeromycota, Glomeromycetes, Glomerales, Glomeraceae.
AUGUCAUUAAUAUCGUUAUCCACGGUCAAUGAGUUGACCACAAUAUUCACUUUAAUUAUCAUUUCUUAUGUAUCAUAUUAUUAUUACAAAUAUUUUACAAGAAGAAAUCCACUUCCAGGUCCUUUACCACUUCCAUUAAUAGGAAAUAUUCAUAAUCUUAUAUUGUCGGGGGAUACGGCAGAAUAUUCCUUGGCAUUACAAAAAAAGUAUGGUGAUCUUUUUGAAAUAUAUGUUGGAUCAGAAAGACACAUUUGGUUAAAUAGAAGCGAUUUGAUUGAAAAACUUUUUAGUUCAUCUACAAAAACACCAUUUAAUAUUAGAUCCGCUAGCGAAGGACUUGAUGAGCUUGGUAUAACAUCAAAUGGAGUCGGGUUUAAUAAUGAUUUAACCAGUUGGAGGUUUAAUAGAAAAAUUUUAACACAGUCUUUGAUGGUACCAUCAUUCCUUAGACUAUUCGUUGAAUUUACUAAAAAUUCAUUCGAUGAAAUGGAUCAAUAUUGGGAAAACCUCAAUCAAGACUUUAAAUCAUCAUCUUCAACUUCAGUAGAAAAUAUCGUCUUUGACCUUCCAAAUUGGAUGAAAAGGUUCACCACGGAUACGAUAUUUCCAGCUUUAACAGGAAAAAGAUCAUAUACGUUGGCGUUAUAUUAUAAUCGACUUGUCAACUCCAAAGAGUUGAAAACGACGAUUCCAAAAACAUCAUGUGAUUCAGAAGAAUUCAUUGAAGCGAUAAGAACUUGGUUACAUGCACUUCAAUUUUUUUAUUUCAUACCAAAAUUUUUAAGGAAUUACGUUCCUCCAUUUAUGUUUUAUCGACAAAAGUUUUUAAAGAGUAUGAGUUGGACGAAGAAUGAAAUAUUGAAGAUUGUGAAGGAGACCAGAAAUGAAUUAAAGGAGGGAGGCAGAACAUCAAACUCUGAUCUACUUACACUAUUUUGUACUACAAAUACCGAAAUGGAUUCCAAGCGGAUCAAUAACAUUGAUGAAUUUUCCAGACCUUUAACCGAUGAAGAAAUUAUGUAUAGUAUGUUUGAUGUAUUGACUGGUGGAAUUGAUACGUCGGCAAAUAGUUUAUGCUUUAUAGUUUACUACCUGAGUAAACAUCCCCAAUAUAAACGACGUCUUAUUGAAGAAAUUGAUGGUUUAUUAGGACCACCAAAUUCCAUGACCGAAAACCGUCUACUCACCUUGGAAGAUAUCGAUAAAUUGGAAUUCUGUGAAGCUGUAGUGAAAGAAACUGCUCGGUUGAUGCCAGUUGUCCCUUCAGUAUUCCGUCAAUCUAGCUCCAGUAAUGAAUUAGAUGAAGUUGCCAAUAUGAAAUGGGAGAAAGGGGUAACUUAUUUUCAACAUGUACAUGGAAUUCACAUGAAUAAGGCAAAUUGGAAAGAUCCUGAAGAAUUUAAUCCAAAUAGAUUUAUGAAAGACUCAAGCAAGAAAAUUGACAAAAACAGUUUCAUUCCUUUUGGAGGUGGAUUGAGGAUAUGUCCAGGAAGAUAUUUAGCAAUGAUUAACAUCAAAACUUUAUUAGCUUUAAUGUAUUCGAAAUAUGAUAUUAACUUGGUUGAUAUGAAUUCGCCUCUAAAGAAGGCAUAUUCUUUGGUGAAUUAUUGUGUUGAAUUAGAUGUUUACAUAACGAAAAGAAAUGCUUAA